This is a messenger RNA of Arabidopsis arenosa, 715 nucleotides long. NCBI's taxonomy places the organism in Eukaryota, Viridiplantae, Streptophyta, Magnoliopsida, Brassicales, Brassicaceae. The record is from the annotation of a GenBank genome assembly.
AUCUAUAACACACUAAAACACAUUACACACUCUAAUACUUUCGAGGUUUUGAAUUCAGUACAGAAAGUGAUUAAUUUAUAAUCAAUGGCUUCUUCUUCUCUUCUAGUUACCAUUUUCCUCUGCAUUUCUUUCUUCUUCUUCUUGUCCGUGGAUGCAAAUGAGGUUACCGUUGGAGGAAAAUCCGGUGACUGGAAGAUCCCUCCUUCCUCUUCUUUCUCUUUCAACGAAUGGGCUCAAAAGGCUCGCUUCAAAGUCGGCGACUUUAUCGUUUUCAGGUACGAAGCUGGUAAAGACUCGGUUCUGCAAGUGACACGAGAGGCUUACGAGAAAUGCAACACCACUAGCCCUAAAGCCAGCUACACCGACGGGAACACAAAGGUGAAGCUAGACCAAGCCGGUCCGGUCUACUUCAUCAGUGGAACAGAGGGUCAUUGUCAAAAGGGUCAGAAGCUACGCCUAGUCGUCAUCACUCCUCGUAACUCUGCUUUCUCUCCAGCUCCUUCGCCAUCUGAGUUCGACGGUCCCGCCGUAGCGCCUACUAGUGAUGCCGCUAAGCUCACCGGCGGAUUCAGUGUCGUAUUUGGCCUUGUUCUUGGAUUAUGGGCCUUCUUCUUUUAAAAGAGAAAUUUAGUCUUAAACUCUUAAUUCUAUUUAUUAAUUUUCGAAUAUGAAGUAGAAUCUUUGUUAUUUACUAUAUUAAAUUUAUUAUUUCAUU